Messenger RNA from Penicillium brasilianum, 243 nucleotides. The record is from the annotation of a GenBank genome assembly. NCBI's taxonomy places the organism in Eukaryota, Fungi, Ascomycota, Eurotiomycetes, Eurotiales, Aspergillaceae.
AUGGGUACCAAGACGGAUGCGCACAUAGUUGGGCAGGAAAUACCUACAAUCUCCGCUCUGGCUGAGACAAUUGCGAGUCUCGUCAUCACUCAAGCUGCUUCGGAUGCAGGUGGCAUGCUCGUAGCUCUUUUUUGCACCCAGAUCUUCCUGGCCGAGGGCAACAUGAUUAUCUCACUGAUUACGCGCAAUGUGCCAGGCCAGACAAAGAAAGAGAUUACAAUGGCCAUGAUAUCUGUUGUCUAG